Chelonoidis abingdonii (Abingdon island giant tortoise) is the source of this 2477-nucleotide messenger RNA. NCBI's taxonomy places the organism in Eukaryota, Metazoa, Chordata, Testudines, Testudinidae. The record is from RefSeq and is a predicted model, not a curated record.
ACCUCUCGAGGUCCCUUCCAGUCCUGUGAUUCUAUGAGAUUACAAGAAAGGGAGGAGGCCAGACAGAGGGCAAAGAGGGACCAAAGUGGGUGAUCAGAACAGGGGUAGUAAGGGAGGAGGAGGAGAAGGGAACAGAGAGCAGUGCAGGGCCAGACAGGAACAGGAUGAGGGAGAAACAGGUGUCAAAAUAGGCAAAGGGCUGUUUUUAGAGAGGGUUUGGGGAAUCACAUGUGGGACAAGGAGCCAGACAUGUGCAUCAGAGAGAUGGGAGGGAGAUGAGGGAACCAGAUCAGAGGAGAGGGUGAUGGGGCUAAUCAGAGAGAAGGCUAGAAAGCUAAACUAAUCCUAAACCAAGAGAAUGUGUGUGUGAGUGCUGAGGGGUAGAAGUUGGGGAUUGGAUGAACUGGACCAGUGGUGAGGGUGUUAGGACAGUGUCAGAUCAAAACUGGUAUUUGUAUACAAUCCUUUUCCAUUUCUUUUUUCCUGCUGGUGUCUCUUCCCAUCUCUCUCCCCUUUCUCUCUUCAGCAGGUUGAGUUUUCCUCCCUCUCCUCCACUAUGUUUCAUUGGGGCUGGAAGAUGUGACUAUGAGAGCCAAUGUCUGGUGGUGUCACUGACCUGCAGGCUCUGCAGAGCCACCUCCAGGCCAUGGAGCAAGGGAUGGGAGAUGGCAAGCAGCCAGACGAUCACCCACUGUACAAACUGCCUGAGCCUGGGCUGGAAGGUGCUGUUCUCUGCAGCCCUGACUUCCAGCAGCCCCAGGAGCUGGAGCUCCAGGAGUCCCGAGGACACGCCCCCCCAGAAUGUACCAGCACCCAACCUCACGGAGCCCUGAGCAGCCUUGGGAGGCUCAGCCACUCUCUGCUGUGCGUGGAAGAGGAGAUCAAGAACCGGAAGAGACCCAGGCUCUCCAACGGACCCCAGGCCAGUCCCAGCCUUGUCUCUCACUUCCCCCGUGUGCUGAGCGGGCCACAGCCCCAGGGCCUGUCCCCCUUUGGACAUGUCCUUCAGAGCAGUAGCCUGGAUCUCCACAGGAGACGUCCUCAGGACGGGCUGCCACACACCAGGACUUUGGACAAUCCCAGAGCCGCGCAUUCUGGGGCGUCAGUGCUCUACAGGCCCAGCACAGAGCAGCUGGAGUCUCCAUCCCUGAAUAACGGACUCGAGGACGGCUGCCCAUGGAGUAGCCGAGUUCUCUCAGGAGGCAGCAGCAUUAGCAGCCGAGUGAGCAAGGUGACGGGUCUAUAUGCUGAGCUGGUCAAGGAGCUGGAGCUGCAGAUGUCCGAGCUGCGGAAUCUCCUCGCCUCUCGGGAAGAGGCCGCCAUGUGGCAGGAGAGGAGGAUCAAGGAGUUGGAGCUGGAGAAUCAGCAGCUGAAGAGCCAGCUCCGGAACCUAGAGGAGCAGAACGACCUCCUCUCCAGCAGGAACGGGGCAGGGGCAUCGGUGGGCAGGACCGUGCUGGGGUCCGGAACCAGCGGUGUUGACAUCAACGAGAGCAACAUCCAGUUCCUGAAAGGCCUGGUGGGGCUGCUGGAGAGCAACGCAGCAUUGCAGGCCAAUAGCCUCCAGUCAUUCACCUCUCCCACGGUGGGGGAGCAGAGGUGCACCCUAGCUGAAGUCUCAAAAAGCCCCCCGGUCUGGAGGAUGCGAGCUGGGGUCCCAAGCGGCUUCCCACCCUGGCUGAGCACAGAGGACGGCUCGGGAAGCCCCGUUACGCUCAGCGACGCCACCUGCUUAUGGGAGGAGAACAUACAAGAUACGCUGCCCGAUGGCACCCCGGUGUGGGCAUCACCCGUGGAGGAGAAUGGGAGGCCCAAGCUGGAGCUGAUCCCCAACUCAGGGGUCUACAUCACCCACCACCAGCUAGACGACCUCUCGCAGGUUUCUACCGACAAGCCCAAGCUGAUGACCAGGCGCCUGCUGGAUUACUUCUUCUCCCGGGAGAUGCUCGCCAGGUCUUCGGCCACCGGCCAGCGCAUCGCCCAUAACAACACGACCAUGGAGAAACCCAUCCGCCUACCGGUCGCAGUGGUAAAUGCUAUCAAAGAGUACGUCACCAAAGUGUGCGGCAAGAGCUGCAACUUCAACGCCGUGAUCAACAGCAAGUGUGGCACCUCCCGGAGGGCGGUCAAGAAAAUGAUCAUCAAGAUGGAGUAGACGGCGCCUGGGCCGGGGCCUCCCAAAUGUCCAACGGCGAACCAGCUCCGAAAACGCUCCUCAGAGGAUCUGUCGUCGCCCCCACUCCAACAGACACUCGGGUGCUGGCAGCCCAGGUCCCCUCCCAUACAGCUGCUUUGAGGGUUAGCAUGGUGGAGAUAACGCGCCCCUCCUGGCAGACUUUACAGGGGCAGCAGUGGUGCAGCUUGAGCUCUCAUGCACCUAGUACGUGCCCUGUGGGGCCUGAAGCACCUGCUGUGUGGCCAUCCUGGGGCAGUCAGUCCUAGCAUGCAGACCUCGGAGCGUGCAUUCCUGGGGAAGG